Molecule: messenger RNA, 309 nt
Organism: Paramuricea clavata
Lineage: Eukaryota; Metazoa; Cnidaria; Anthozoa; Malacalcyonacea; Plexauridae
Source: the annotation of a GenBank genome assembly
AUGGCCAAACCAUCCAACACGAAAGAGUUAAAAACAUUUCUUGGGUUUAUUCAAUAUCUCGCAAAGUUUUUACCCAAUAUGGACGAAGUCAGUGCACCACUUCGAAAGUUGUUGGAAAAGAACACAGCAUGGCAUUGUGAUAAGCAACAAGAAGAUAGCUUUCAACAACUCAAGAGAAUGGCAACCAGUGCCCCAGUGCUAAGUUAUUACGAUCCCAAGAAGCCUGUUACCUUAUCUGUAGAUGCCAGUUCGAAAGGACUUGGAGUAGUGCUUUAUCAAGAAGAAAAACCAGUUGCAUAUGAGCGUUAA